Messenger RNA from Callorhinchus milii (elephant shark), 1785 nucleotides. It is a transcript of the gene grk1a, whose product is annotated as G protein-coupled receptor kinase 1 a. The coding region runs from base 1 to 1695 and encodes 564 amino acids. Gene Ontology annotation, cellular component: cytoplasm. Lineage: Eukaryota; Metazoa; Chordata; Chondrichthyes; Chimaeriformes; Callorhinchidae. Gene Ontology annotation, molecular function: rhodopsin kinase activity; ATP binding. The record is from RefSeq and is a predicted model, not a curated record. Gene Ontology annotation, biological process: visual perception; protein phosphorylation; regulation of opsin-mediated signaling pathway. The transcript has 7 exons.
AUGGAUAUAGGGGGUUUGCAGACAGUGGUGGCCAAUUCUGCCUAUAUCUCUGCCAGGGGCAGUUUUGAUGGGAAUACCAAUGUCCAGAUGACCAGAGAUAAAAAAUUCCGAGCCAAACUCAAACUUCCUCACAUUACUCAAAGUGAAACUCUUAAAGACAAGAUUGACCUGGAGUUUGAAAGUAUCUGUGUCAAACAGCCCAUCGGGAAACGACUCUUCCAAGAAUAUUUAGAGAGUGUGGCAGAAUAUAAACCUGCGAACGAGAUCUGGAAGGAUAUUGAAACCUACAAUACAAUUGAAGAUGAAGAUCGGGUUCAGAAAGCACAAAAUAUCAUCAGCAAAUACUUGGAGUCGGGGACUAAACUUUACUGUAGUUUUUUGGAAGAGAAGAGUAUCCUGAGAGUAAAGGAAGAUUACCAAAAUGUCAGGGACGACCUCUUUGCAGAGUCCGAAGAAGCCACUGUGAAGUUCUUAAAAGAUGCUCCCUUUGAGAAUUACAAAGAGAGUAUGUAUUUUGAUAGGUUUCUGCAGUGGAAGUGGCUGGAGGCUCAACCCAUUGGAGAGGAAUGGUUUCUGGACUUCAGAGUGCUUGGCAAAGGAGGAUUUGGGGAAGUGUCUGCCUGUCAGAUGAAAGCAACGGGAAAGUUAUACGCCUGUAAAAAACUGAACAAGAAAAGAUUGAAGAAAAGAAAAGGAUAUGAAGGUACUAUCGUGGAGAAAAGAAUCCUUGCACGGGUUCACAGUCGUUUUAUUGUCUCCUUAGCUUAUGCAUUUCAAACCAAAGAAGAACUGUGUCUGGUGAUGACAAUUAUGAAUGGAGGAGAUUUAAGGUAUCACAUUUACAACGUUGAUGAGAACAAUCCAGGUUUUGGUGAAGAUAGGGCAUGUUUCUACGCAGCUCAGAUUGUCUGUGGCAUGGAGCAUCUCCAUCAGAACAAGAUUGUUUACCGUGAUCUCAAACCAGAGAAUGUUUUGCUGGAUAAUGAAGGACAUGUUCGUAUCUCUGACCUUGGGCUUGCUGUAGAACUUGGUGAAAAUCAAACCAAGACAAAGGGCUAUGCAGGAACUCCAGGUUUUAUGGCCCCAGAGUUGUUAAAAAGUGAAGAAUAUGAUUAUUCAGUGGAUUAUUUCACGCUGGGUGUCACAGUGUAUGAAAUGAUUGCUGCAAAGGGACCAUUUCGAACCAGAGGAGAACAUGUUGAAAACAAAGAAGUAAAAAGACGUAUUCUUAAUGACCCAGCGUCUUACACAGAAAAAUUUAGUGAGCCAUGCAAAGCAUUUUGUGAGGCUUUGUUGGAGAAAGAUCCCAAUAAGCGCGUUGGAUUCAAAAAUGGAAACUGUGAUGAAUUAAAAGCACAUAGCUUCUUCAAAGAUAUCAACUGGAGGAAACUCAAUGCCGGUAUACUCCCACCUCCCUUUACUCCAGAUUCCAAAACAGUAUACGCAAAAGACAUCCAAGACGUGGGUGCCUUCUCAACUGUGAAAGGUGUUAAUUUUGAUGAUCCAGACAAGGAGUUUUUCGAUGAAUUUUCAACUGGAAACAUUACCAUUCCAUGGCAAGAAGAGAUGAUAGAAACAGGGCUCUUUGGAGAACUCAAUGUGUGGGGACCAGCUGGUGGAUUACCAAAUGAUUUAAGGAGAGAUUCUAUUCUGGAGCCUCCUCCUUCCAAAUCAGGCGUGUGCUGCAUUGCUUAAACAUGUAAAGAAACUGUUCUAGGCUUCAUAUUUUAGGAAUAGAAUGGCUCAUGUACAUACUUUGAAGCUUAAGGGGAAUUUCUGAAAGAU